UACUUUGGGUAGUUAAAACAUCAUCCUCUUCACGGAAAUGUAGAGGCUGUUUUUAUGAAAUGUAAUUUGCAAUGCAAGCUCUCUCUCUGUCAUCACUCCACCUAUAUUAAAGAACAAUUAAUAGGAAGAAGAAAAAAAUUAAGAUUUCAUCACCUACCACUUGAAAACUCCAUCUCUUCUUCCUUCUCUCAUUCUCGCUUCCACCAGAUUUCACUGCCUAAGUUUCAAAGUUUUCUCCUUUUCUUUUAUUUGCUUUUAAUUUUUUUUGUGAUUUCUUGUUUUUUUUCACAACAAAAGUUCAUCAUUCUUUAAAAAAACAAAACACUCUGUUUCCUCAGUUCCGUCUAAAAGAUCUUGUCUUUUUUGCUUUGAAGAGUUUCUCUUGUCAAGCUUCUCAUUCGAAGAGUUUGAUGAUUUUGAAUCAAGCAGAUUAGGAAAGGAACAAUGUCUGGACUUAAGAUCUGGCAAGCCAUCAUUAUCGCCAUUGCGCUGUUCACCAUUGUCAUACUCUCUGUUCUUUCAUUUUGUCUCAUUUGGAAAAAGAAAUCAAGAAGAUCCAAAACCUUAAGUCUUCCCAUCAUCCAAACCCCUGUGGUGUCAAAGGAGAUCAAGGAAGUCAGAAUUGAGCAUGUCUCAACGAGUAGUAACUUCGACCCUCAGGACGAAAACAACAAUGAAUCUGACAAAUUCUUGCUUAAUUUGGAUAUGGAGAAGAAGACAGAGAAUGGUUUGAGUAGUAGCCGGUCUGGUUCAGGCAAAGAAGGUUAUCUAUGUGUUGCAAACCGGUCUUCUUCAUCAUUGUAUGAGAUGGCUACACCAUCACCAUCACCUCUUUCCGGUUUACCUGAGUCACACCUUGGAUGGGGUCAUUGGUUUACUCUGAGAGAUCUUGAAAUAGCAACAAACAGACUCUCAAAGGAAAAUGUGAUUGGUGAAGGAGGAUAUGGAAUUGUAUACCGAGGAGAGUUGGUCAAUGGGUCUCAUGUCGCCGUGAAAAAGAUCCUAAACCACUUGGGACAAGCUGAGAAAGAGUUUAGAGUAGAGGUUGAUGCUAUAGGUCAUGUUCGUCACAAGAACUUGGUACGUCUUCUAGGAUACUGCAUUGAAGGCACAAACAGGAUAUUGGUUUAUGAGUAUAUGAACAAUGGGAACCUCGAAGAAUGGCUUCACGGAGCAAUGAAACAUCACGGAUAUCUAACUUGGGAAGCUCGAAUGAAAAUUCUCACUGGCACAUCCAAGGCUCUCGCAUAUCUACACGAGGCAAUCGAACCAAAAGUAGUGCAUAGAGACAUCAAGUCAAGCAAUAUCUUGAUCGAUGAUAGAUUCAACGCAAAGAUUUCUGAUUUUGGCCUUGCCAAGUUACUUGGAGAUGGGAAAAGCCAUGUGACUACUCGAGUCAUGGGAACAUUUGGGUAUGUUGCUCCUGAGUAUGCGAAUACCGGACUUUUGAAUGAAAAGAGUGAUGUGUACAGCUUUGGUGUCUUGGUCUUAGAAGCAAUAACCGGAAGAGAUCCUGUGGAUUACGCGCGUCCUGCUAAUGAGGUGAAUCUAGUUGAGUGGUUGAAGAUGAUGGUAGGAUCUAAGAGAUUAGAAGAAGUCAUUGAUCCAAACAUAGCGGUUAGGCCAGCGACUAGAGCACUGAAACGAGUACUUCUUACAGCACUUAGAUGCAUUGAUCCUGAUUCUGAAAAGAGACCUAAAAUGAGCCAAGUUGUUCGUAUGCUCGAGUCUGAGGAAUAUCCCAUACCAAGAGAGGAGCGGAGAGUGCGCAGAACGCAAGAGGAAAACUCGGAUACCGAUAGAAGCACACCGGUUUCAAGAUCACAGAGCAAGAGACAGUAAUAAUCAGAUAAACCAUUAGAAACAGAGAUUUUUGCUGGGCGCGUGGCUUAUUCUCUGUUCUUUGAAAGUUUGUUGCUUCUUCUGCAUUUUCUUGGUCUUGUUUUUGGGAAUAUUUUUCUUUCAUUUUUCCUGGUUUUUGCAUAUGAAUGAGAUGAUAGAGAGGGAUAUACAUGUGAUAUAUAUUAUAUACAUAGACAUGUUUGUAUAUGGGAAUUGGAUUUGUCUUGAAACCCUUACAUUAGUAUAAUAGAUUGGUGUGUAUAGCGACAUUAAACUUUUGAAGUCUUAUUGUACAUUUCAAAUAAGGAUUUUGACCG
Molecule: messenger RNA, 2159 nt
Organism: Arabidopsis lyrata subsp. lyrata
Lineage: Eukaryota; Viridiplantae; Streptophyta; Magnoliopsida; Brassicales; Brassicaceae
Product: probable receptor-like protein kinase At5g18500
Exons: 8
Coding region: 445-1842 (465 amino acids)
Biological process (GO): protein phosphorylation
Molecular function (GO): ATP binding; protein kinase activity
Source: RefSeq, a predicted model, not a curated record